AUGCCUUCAUCUACUCCAGACGCCCUCGAGUCGGACCUCCUCACAAAACUCGCCGCAACCUCCGCCUUGGAGGAAUUACAAGAGACCCUGCUCGGAUCAUUACAUCGUGCUGGCUGGACAGAGCGGGUGACCAGCUUGGCGACAGAGCUUUUGCGGGCCCACCGCUGCGAGACCUUCGACGACGUCCUCGACGCCGUGAACGGGGGAACGAGCAACGGGACGACAGAAGGCAAGGCCAACGGAACAAAAAAGGACGGUUCAACGAAUGCGGAGAACGCACCUUACGACCCACUGAAGUACAUUGAGGAGGUAGAUGUGCGUAUUCCGGAUACAGUUGUAGACGAGGGGGGUGCGAGGCUUAAAAAGCAUACUGCGGGACAUGGUCGAUCUGGAAGAUGA
Molecule: messenger RNA, 399 nt
Organism: Penicillium chermesinum
Lineage: Eukaryota; Fungi; Ascomycota; Eurotiomycetes; Eurotiales; Aspergillaceae
Exons: 2
Coding region: 1-399 (132 amino acids)
Source: RefSeq, a predicted model, not a curated record